ACGCCAAAACCUCCCACCCCAUUCCACUAUCAACAUGUAUACCCCGCGCCCGCCGUGACGCUACGCCGCGCUACGCCAUGCAUGUAGUACACAAUCCCCCCCUUCGCACCUCUCCCGCGGACACGAAACAUGCCACUUCCCUGCGCGGCGCGAGAUAUACGUUGAGUUUGGCGGGCGAGGCGACUGGUAUAUGGUUUGACAUCUGGGGAAUGGGUAGACGAGAAUUGAACGCACGGGCAGCCGGUUGUGAGGUUGGAGUUACGCGUAGAUGGGUGUGUGGGUAAGUGUACGUUCCCCAAGCUCAACAAGCAACCGACAUGCACACGGCGAACGAGCACACACUAACAUACAUCAGCGUCAGUACGAACAGACACGCCAAUGCCAAUGCUAAUCCUAGUGCACGG
Dothidotthia symphoricarpi CBS 119687 is the source of this 404-nucleotide messenger RNA. RefSeq lists its product as uncharacterized. Bases 78 to 284 code for a protein of 68 amino acids. NCBI's taxonomy places the organism in Eukaryota, Fungi, Ascomycota, Dothideomycetes, Pleosporales, Dothidotthiaceae. The record is from RefSeq and is a predicted model, not a curated record. The transcript has a single exon.